AUGGGUCAGAGCGUCAUGGGCAUUGUGAUGGCGUUGAUCGGAAUGGCAUUUCCACUGCUUGAAGCUGACUCGAGUAUAGAUGUAUCCUCUUCGGUCCUGGAGGAGCUCACCCGCAACGCACAGUAUGCCGCGGCCACGAACUGCGCCGCAAACCACAACGAGACCUCCCCGGGCUCAGCCGUCUACUGCGACAAGGGAUUCUGUGAUCUGAUCGCCGCAUCCGACACGGAGAUCAUCAAGGGAUUCUGGGGAUUGAGCCCCGGCGACACGACCGGCUACCUCGCUCUGGACCGCACGCACAAGCGCAUCCUGCUCGCCUACCGAGGCACCGUAUCCGAUGAGAACGGCGAGACGGACCUGAAGUUCCAGCACGUCGACGCGUCCGAUGCGUGCACGGGCUGCAAAGCCCACGAGGGGUUCUGGGGGGCCUCGAACGCUGCGAUCGAGUCGCUCCAGUCCAGCGUCGAGUCCGCGGCAAAGGAGAACCCGGAUUAUACGAUCACUGUGAUCGGACAUAGUCUUGGAGGCGCCCUGGCGACGUUGGGGGCCGUGUCGCUGCGUAAUGCGGGCCAUACGGUCGAUCUGUAUACCUAUGGCGCACCGUCGGUGGGCAACUAUGACUUUGCGAAGUAUAUCACGGAGCAGACUGCGGGCAAGAACUAUCGCGUGACGCACACCAAUGAUGAGGUUCCCAAGGUCUUGUAUCGGUCGUCCAGGGAGUGGUUGCUUCACCUUAUAGUGCCGGAGUAUAGCCAGUCUUCGCCCGAAUAUUGGGUCACUUCGGAGAAUGGGGUCAUCCCGACUGUCUCGGACAUCAAAUUCAUUGAGGGUGUCAAUAAUGAGGACGGGAACUUGAGCCAGGGAGGCAUCACACUGAAUGCUCAUGGUUGGUAUUUGGGGAAUAUGUCGGUGUGCGCUGAGAUCUAGUUGGCUUGGAUGUUGGUGUUGAUUGGUGAUUGGGUUUAUGUCACUUUGGUCGGGAAUUGAGACCCUUUGCCUGUCAUUUCCAC
Molecule: messenger RNA, 1010 nt
Organism: Aspergillus steynii IBT 23096
Lineage: Eukaryota; Fungi; Ascomycota; Eurotiomycetes; Eurotiales; Aspergillaceae
Product: lipase family protein
Exons: 4
Coding region: 1-927 (308 amino acids)
Biological process (GO): lipid metabolic process
Source: RefSeq, a predicted model, not a curated record